UUUGUCCCCACAUGCACCCUCCUGUUCGUGCGCAUGGACUUUGCUUUCUCCAUGAUUAUCUAAUUAGUUUCUUGCAUGUGAUGCUGCUAUCUCAAGCAAAAACAGCUCAUAUUCAUCAAUCUUCUCCAUCAUUAAUAAUCAUCAUCAUUUAUCAUUGUCGUCUAGUACUUUUCCAACCUUUUCUUUCCUUCCCUUUGUCUGAUUUCUCGAGAAUGUACGUACCUGGUUCUGUCUUCUUCUUCUUUUGCUUCUUAACAUUGAAUAUUCAUGGGGAUUGUUAAGACUGUUUCACGGGAAAGAUAGGGGGACUAGUAGUUAAGCUGGUUGCUUGCGGAUGUGGUGGAUCUUUAGCUAAGUUUUGAAGUGUCCUUCAUCCAAUCAGUAAGUUUUGUUUCUUUAGAAUUGAACCCUUUUGUAUAUCUUGCUUUCUUUCUGUUUUUAGCUCUUUGCUGCUGCCUGCUUGGUUUAUGAGAAAAAGAAAAUGAAGGAAAGCAAAAGAAAAUGACAAGGAAAGUUGUGCUAGGCUCAAAAUGUAAUAUUGCUCAAGUAUAGAAUUCAGAAUUUUGAAAUCCUGUUCUAUGUACUCACACUUUCUCAGUAACCAAAGAUGUUUGGUAAAAGAGAGCUGCAAAAGUCAAUAAAGAACCAACACAGUGUCUGAUGUGCCAAGAUUUGUGAAGAAACUUAGCUGUUCAUCUGCAGAUUUGUUCAACUGUUUGUUACUGAGAGAAAAUGAACAUGAAAAGAAGUCUGCAGUUCAUUUUCUCAGCAUUCCUCAUCUUUGGAGAAGUUUUCUUGUCAAUCACUGCUGACCCAGUUGAUGAUAAACAAGCUUUAUUGGAUUUCCUUCACAAUAUUCGUCACUCUCACCCUGUCAAUUGGCAUGAGAAUACUUCUGUGUGCAAUAGCUGGACAGGUGUGUCCUGUAGCAAUGAUAACUCUAGAGUUACAGCCCUCAGGUUGCCUGGAGUCGGUUUUCGUGGCCCAAUUCCACCCAACACUCUUGGUCGUUUGUCAGCAAUUCAGAUCCUAAGCCUCGGAUCUAAUGGUAUAUCAGGUUCUUUCCCUUAUGAUGAAUUCUCCAAGCUCGGAAACUUAACUAUCCUUUUUCUUCAAUCCAACAACUUCUCUGGCCCAUUGCCUUCAGAUUUCUCAAUUUGGAAUAAUCUCACUAUUCUUAAUCUUUCCAAUAAUGGCUUCAAUGGGAGAAUUCCACCUUCAAUAUCAAAUUUGACUCACCUCACAGCUUUGAGCCUUGCUAACAACUCCCUUUCAGGCAAUAUUCCUGAUAUAAAUGUUCCUAGUUUACAACAUCUAGAUUUAACCAACAAUAAUUUUACAGGAAGUUUGCCUAAGUCUCUUGAAAGAUUUCCAAGUUCUGCAUUUUCUGGUAACAAUCUUUCAUCAGAAAAUGCCCUUCCUCCUGCUCUUCCAGUUCAUCCACCAAGUUCCCAACCAUCAAAAAAAUCCUCAAAAUUAAGUGAACCUGCAAUAUUGGCGAUAGCUAUUGGUGGCUGUGUACUGGGGUUUGUGGUUCUUGCUUUUAUGAUUGUUGUUUGCCACUCUAAGAAACAAAGGGAAGGUGGGUUAGCAACAAAGAACAAAGAGGUGUCUUUGAAGAAAACAGCUUCAAAGAGCCAAGAGCAGAACAACAGGCUAUUCUUUUUCGAGCAUUUUAGUCUUGCAUUUUACUUGGAGGACUUGUUGAGAGCAUCUGCAGAGGUUCUUGGUAGGGGAACGUUUGGGAUAGCUUAUAAGGCCGCACUCGAGGAGGCAACCACAGUGGUGGUGAAGAGGUUGAAGGAAGUGGCUGUGCCAAAAAAGGAGUUUGAGCAGCAAAUGAUUGCUGUUGGGAGUAUUAGGCAUGUAAAUGUGUCUCCAUUAAGGGCGUAUUACUAUUCCAAGGAUGAGAAACUAAUGGUCUAUGACUUCUAUGAAGAGGGCAGUGUGUCUGCAAUGCUACAUGUUAAGAGAGGGGAGGGCCAUAAUCCUGUGGACUGGGAAACAAGGCUGAAAAUUGCAAUUGGUGCAGCAAGGGGCAUUGCUCAUAUCCACACACAGAAUGCUGGCAAACUUGUCCAUGGAAACAUAAAAUCAUCAAACAUUUUCCUCAAUUCCCAAGGAUAUGGCUGCGUAUCAGAUAUCGGUUUGGCAUCAUUGAUGAGCCCAAUGCCCCCACCAGUAAUGAGGGCUGCAGGCUAUCGUGCCCCAGAAGUAACAGACACCAGGAAAGCAACCCAUGCAUCUGAUGUCUAUAGUUAUGGGGUUUUGCUGCUUGAGCUUCUCACUGGAAAAUCCCCCAUGCAUACCACGGGUGGUGAUGAGGUUGUUCACUUGGUGAGGUGGGUGAAUUCUGUGGUAAGAGAAGAGUGGACUGCUGAAGUAUUUGAUUUAGAGCUCUUAAGGUAUCCUAAUAUUGAGGAGGAAAUGGUGGAGAUGCUACAGAUAGGACUAUCUUGUGUAGUGAGGAUGCCAGAGCAGAGACCCAAAAUGCCUGAUGUGGUGAAAAUGGUUGAGGAAAUUCGGCAAGUAAGUACCGAAAACCCACCAUCCUCUGACAGUAAACUAGAAAUUUCAGUUGCAACCCCAUCACCACAAGCAGCUGAAGUAGGUUCUACCUCUUCUGUUCAACAGUGAGAUUGUUUCUUCCUGCUAUUAGUUGUUGUAAUACAAUUUGUCUUCAAAUUUUUGAAUUGGGCAGUUGGUUUGGGUUAAUUGAGUUUAUUUGCUGUAUAUCUUUAUAUUUCUGUGAGAAAUUUUGUCAUGAAGUUAGUUUAACUACCCACUUCAAGCCUCCAACUGUAGGCGAAGACAAGUUGGGUUCUCUUCUGUUGUAUUAUUUAGUCAGGACUUCGAUGUUUUGCCUACGAGUCUGUAAUUUUUGCAGCAUAAUGCAACUCGAUCUCUCUCUGUAUUUUGAGGGUGUGUUUGAGAAA
Populus euphratica (Euphrates poplar) is the source of this 2936-nucleotide messenger RNA. Its product is annotated as probable inactive receptor kinase At4g23740. The transcript is spliced from 3 exons. The record is from RefSeq and is a predicted model, not a curated record. Lineage: Eukaryota; Viridiplantae; Streptophyta; Magnoliopsida; Malpighiales; Salicaceae. Gene Ontology annotation, molecular function: protein kinase activity; ATP binding; protein binding. Gene Ontology annotation, biological process: protein phosphorylation. The coding region runs from base 733 to 2637 and encodes 634 amino acids.